Molecule: messenger RNA, 525 nt
Organism: Polistes dominula (European paper wasp)
Lineage: Eukaryota; Metazoa; Arthropoda; Insecta; Hymenoptera; Vespidae
Gene: COX7B
Product: Cytochrome c oxidase subunit 7B
Source: RefSeq, a predicted model, not a curated record
CAAUAGUUUCCUAUCUGUAAUCUAGCGUUUUCAUCUUCUUAAUGUAGUGUUCGAAGUACUUUCGAGAGACGUACAAGAGGUUUCUUAUAAGAGAAAUUAUAAAAUUUAACAUAACACAAGAUGUUUCAGCAUGCAGUGCGUUCCGUUGUACGGAAUGUUUCCCGAAUGAGUAACCGUUUUUCUUCAUCUUAUCGUCCUGCAAAUUAUGAACCGCCAACAAUGGAUCGUCUACCAGUUCCAAGUGGUUCAUGGCAAAAAGCUUAUGAUAAAAAGCAAGCAUCGUACAAUUUACAAUUAGCUGGUUGUCUUAUUUUUGUCGUUGUCACUUUAAUUACGGGUAAAGCAUCAGGAGCAUUUUAUCUUAAUUGGUAUCCUCCUGAGCAAAAAAAGGAAUAAUAUACAAAAUAAUAUAACAUAGUUAAUUCUAGAAAAAUCAACAUUCUACGAACAUCAUUUAUUGUUCUUUUCUAUGAAUAAUAUUUAAUUUGUAAUAGAAUUAUUAUGAUAUAAAAGCUCUUAAAUAUC